Thyridium curvatum is the source of this 879-nucleotide messenger RNA. RefSeq lists its product as uncharacterized. The record is from RefSeq and is a predicted model, not a curated record. The transcript has 3 exons. Gene Ontology annotation, biological process: carbohydrate metabolic process. Bases 1 to 879 code for a protein of 292 amino acids. Lineage: Eukaryota; Fungi; Ascomycota; Sordariomycetes; Thyridiales; Thyridiaceae. Gene Ontology annotation, molecular function: hydrolase activity, hydrolyzing O-glycosyl compounds.
AUGUUCCUCAGAGCCUCUCUCCUAGCCCUUCUCCCGGCCUUGGCAGCCAGCAUCCAGCUCCCGGGCUACAACGGCAUGAAGGUCCUCUGGCAAGACACGUUCACCGGCUCGGCCGGGUCCCCUGUCAACGGUGACCUGUGGGACGUUGCCAAUGUCAAGAUGAACAACGGCAACAACGAGCAGCAGACCUACACCGGCUCCAACCACAACCUGCAGCUCUCCGGCGGCGGCACCGUGCAGCUCGUCCCCUGGCGCGACCAGGCCGCCGGCUGGACGUCGGCGCGCAUCGAGUCCAAGGCCACCUUCACGCCGGCCCCGGGCAAGGUCACCCGCGUCGAGGCGUCGAUCCGCAUGGGCGCCGCGCCCGCGGGCAGCAAGGCCGGCGUGUGGCCCGCCUUCUGGAUGCUGGGCGACGCCGUGCACCACGGCACGCAGUGGCCGCUGUGCGGCGAGCUCGACGUCCUCGAGAUGCGCAACGGCGAGGGCACGGCGUACGGCACGGCGCACUGCGGGCCCUCGGCGCAGGGCGGCGUGUGCAACGAGCCCGUCGGCCGCGGGGCCACGCUGCCCGUCGGGUUCGACUCCGAGUUCCACACCUGGAGCCUCGAGUGGGACCGGCGGCCCGGGGACUGGACCGCCGAGAAGAUCACCUGGUUCCGGGACGGGCAGGUGUUCAACUCGCUCACGGGGGCCGGGCUCGGCGACCAGGGCACCUGGAGCACGCUGGCGCAUGCGCCGUAUUAUAUCAUCUUGAAUGUGGCUGUUGGGGGUAACUUUGUGAGUGCUUCUGUCCUGGCUGGUGCGAGUGAUGGCGCGACAGAGUCUGGCUAUGGCAACAUGAUGGAGGUGCAGUAUGUUGGCGUUUGGGAGUCGGCCUAG